Molecule: messenger RNA, 1223 nt
Organism: Lolium rigidum
Lineage: Eukaryota; Viridiplantae; Streptophyta; Magnoliopsida; Poales; Poaceae
Product: NAC domain-containing protein 2-like
Exons: 2
Coding region: 1-1008 (335 amino acids)
Biological process (GO): regulation of DNA-templated transcription
Molecular function (GO): DNA binding
Source: RefSeq, a predicted model, not a curated record
AUGACAAUCGAGCUGCAGGCUCGGCCGUCGGGGACGACAACGAUGACGACACCGCGCAUGGUGGCGGGGCUGCCGGCGGGGUUCCGGUUCCACCCGACGGACGAGGAGCUAAUCAUGCACUACCUCCGGCGGCGCGCAGCUUCAGCGCCGUGCCCGGCUGCCAUCAUCGCGGAGGUGGACAUCUACAAGCUGGACCCCUGGGACCUCCCCUCGAGGGCGGUGUUCGGGCAGCCGGAUGGCAACGAGUGGUACUUCUUCAGCCCCCGCGACCGCAAGUACCCCAACGGUGUCCGCCCCAACCGCGCUGCCGGGUCUGGGUACUGGAAGGCCACCGGCACCGACAAGCCCAUCACCGCCGGCAGCGUGCCGGGUGGUGAGAUGGUCGGCGUGAAGAAGGCGCUGGUGUUCUACCAGGGUCGGCCGCCCAAGGGGAUGAAGACCAACUGGAUCAUGCACGAGUACCGCCUAGCCGCCGCCGUCAACACGUACCAGCCGCCCGCCAAAUUCAAGGCCUCGUCCUCCAUGAGGCUGGACGACUGGGUCCUGUGCAGGAUCUACAGGAAGCCCAACCAGCAGCUGUCACCGUUCUACGACCCGUCUCCGUCGCCGCCGUCCAUGGACGCCGGCGGCCACCGCCACCGCCACUACCAGCAGCAAGAGGAGGACUCGACCUCCUCCUCUAGGAUGUUGCCCAGGGCUCCGUCCAUCUCUGACUACCUCGUCGACUACCCUGCUGUCUCCGAGCUCUUCGACACCAUGCCGGCGCCGCCAGAGCCCGAACUAAGCUCCGGCGCCAGCCGGCUCUUCGUCAGCAGCAUCAACCGCGGCGAGGACAGCACGGAGCGGAAGAGGCAGACGCCAACGGAGUAUAUUAAUGAUGAUGGGGGUGAUAUGUCAUCGCUGCGUGCUUCCAAGAGGUUGUUGAGCAGCGAUGUGUCCAUGACGACGAUGAACAACACCUACUCCAUGUUUGGGCCGGAUCAGCCUUCUUCCCAGGACAGGAUAUGACUGAUGAUCUCUAAUUAGGGCUAGGAGAAAGAUAGGCAGCUAGCGAAUUGACUAUAGACACAUUCAUUAUUCAAUACUGAUGCCGGUCGAUCGAUCCAGGAAAGAUCUAUUACUUGUGCAUGAUUUAUACUUAGAUCAGACUGAAGUAUAUUGUAUACAAUUAGUGUAACAUAGUGUAUAGGAUUAUUCGCAGGAGAAUAUGUAAGAAGGACUUA